Messenger RNA from Conger conger (European conger), 2597 nucleotides. It is a transcript of the gene gata2b, whose product is annotated as GATA binding protein 2b. NCBI's taxonomy places the organism in Eukaryota, Metazoa, Chordata, Actinopteri, Anguilliformes, Congridae. Gene Ontology annotation, cellular component: nucleus. Gene Ontology annotation, biological process: positive regulation of miRNA transcription; positive regulation of angiogenesis; positive regulation of transcription by RNA polymerase II. The record is from RefSeq and is a predicted model, not a curated record. The coding region runs from base 675 to 2075 and encodes 466 amino acids. The transcript has 6 exons. Gene Ontology annotation, molecular function: zinc ion binding; DNA-binding transcription factor activity, RNA polymerase II-specific; RNA polymerase II cis-regulatory region sequence-specific DNA binding.
AGAAAGAAAGAGAGAGAGAGAGAGAGAGAGAGAGAGAGAGAGAGAGAAAGAGAGAGAGAGAGACUACAGGCAGAAUUCAAGGGGGUGGAGGGAGAACUCGCUAGUAUAAUCUGUCGGCGGAGCCACCCAGACUCCCCGCUUCCCUUGUCGUAACUGUGCUGUUACCCAGAGCCAAGCGCGGAUGAUCUUGAUUUGCACUGAUGCACUUGAAAAAGGGACGCUGAAGAACUGCCGCAGAGCUCGGCGUGGCAAAGCCCUGUUUUCUUUAAACAAAUGAGUCACAGCUCUCCUCUCAUUUUCUCCAUCACCCAGAUCAACUGUUAGCUAUAUCAAAGUGAAAAGCAGUUCUUCUCUGGUACGCAAUUAAAUUAAGCAAGUGGGAUUUUUUUUUUCUUAUUGAAAUACGCAUUGCCUUUCUUCAAUUCUGGUGUCCAAUGCCAAGCAUAGUUCGAUACCCGUCUGAGGGAGAGCUCGACUUUGUGAGAACGAGUUAGGAGGACAUUCUUAUCCAGUUGUUAAAUAAACACCUUUUACAACUUCUGGACAAUACAUAUUUUUUUCAAAGAGACAAAAAGGAAUUGUCGAACAACAAAAGACACAGAUAAGCGGAGAACGCUCCCUGGAGGGGCACUUCAGUUGCAAAUCCUACUCAUUUGCGGAGAGAAGUUUUGGAGAUGGAUGUAGCAGCGGAUCAAACUCGGUGGAUGGCGCAUCACCAUGCUGUACUGAGCGGCCAGCACCCAGACUCGCACCACCCUGGCUUGACACACAACUACAUGGAUUCAACGACACAGCUUCUGCCGCCGGACGAAGUGGACGUUUUCUUUAAUCAUCUGGACUCACAGGGAAACCCCUACUACCAUAAUCCCGCUCAUGCUCGGGCCCGAGUUUCUUACAGCCAAGCGCACGCUCGCCUCACAGGGGGUCAAGUCUGCCGACCGCACCUUAUCCACAGCCCCGGCAUCCCGUGGCUGGACAGCGGCAAAGCAGCCCUAUCCGCGGCUCACCACCCCAAUGCAUGGGCAGUCAGUCACUUCAGCAAGCCUGGGCUGCACCCCGGUGGUUCUGGAGCUCCUGGUGGCCUGUCCGCUGUCUACUCCUGCAGCAGUACUUCAAGCACUGCGUCGGCGUCUUCGCUUACCCCUGCGUCCCACUCCAGCCCACAUCUCUACAGCUUCCCUCCUACCCCUCCAAAGGAUGUGUCUCCGGAUCCUGGGGCUGCGUCCCCUUCCUCAACCAGAAUGGACGAAAAAGAGUCGAUCAAGUAUCAAGUGUCGCUUGCGGAUGGCAUGAAGAUGGAAGGAUCCAGUCCGCUCCGAAGCAGCCUGGCGUCAAUGGGUGGCCAGGCCCCAUCAACACAUCACCCCAUCCCGACCUACCCGGCUUAUUCGCUCCCUACAGCGCACGACUACGGUGGCAGCCUGUUCCAUCCUGGUAGCCUUCUCGGAGGAUCAUCGUCCAGCUUCACUCCAAAGUGCAAAAGCAAAACCCGCUCCUGCUCAGCAUGCUGCUCAGAGGGACGAGAAUGUGUCAACUGCGGUGCCACCUCCACCCCCCUGUGGCGGCGGGAUGGUACCGGACACUACCUCUGCAAUGCCUGCGGCCUCUACCACAAGAUGAACGGCCAAAACAGACCCCUCAUCAAGCCCAAACGCAGACUGUCUGCUGCGAGACGAGCGGGCACCUGCUGCGCUAACUGCCAGACAACUACGACCACUCUCUGGCGGCGCAAUGCGAAUGGCGACCCAGUGUGCAACGCCUGUGGGCUUUACUACAAACUGCACAACGUAAACCGUCCUCUGACCAUGAAGAAAGAGGGCAUCCAGACGCGUAACCGCAAGAUGUCCAACAAGUCCAAGAAGAGCAAGAAAGGCGGCGAUGGCUUUGAAGAGCUCUCCAAGUGCAUGCAUGACAAGGCCUCCCCCUUCAGCGCGGCCGCGCUGGCCGGACACAUGUCACACAUGGGUCACCUGCCGCCUUUCGGCCACUCCGGACACAUGCUGCCCACCCCCACCCCCAUCCACCCUUCAUUCGGCCACCCCCACCACUCCAGCAUGGUCACUGCCAUGGGCUGAGCCCCCCCCAGGGGCCCGUGGUCUCCCCUUCAGUCACAGUGUGAGUGAGCACGUGUGAUAGAGCGAGUGUGAUAGAGCGAGUGUGAUAGAGCGAGUGUGAUAGAGCGAGUGCAUGUGCCCGAGAAGUGAAGCAGCAAGCUUUGUUUUCCUGUGUUUUUUAGGGUUUUUUUUAUCAGGGGGGAAAGUGGCAUGAUUGGGAUAUUUUAAGAAGGUACAGAAUCUGGGAGGGAGAUAGGGAAAUUCCGGAGACUCACCAAAUUUGUUUUUGUGUUUCUCCCUGUACUAUAAGGACGAGAGGGGGAGGCACUGAAAGGGCCACCUGGAGAAUUCAUUGGGGGAAAAUUGUUAGAUGAUAUUAUUAUUUUUUUUGUCACUUGGUACCUCCUCAGAUGAGCGGCCCUCUAAAGAUCAGUGGGGGUUACUGUUAACCCACCAGACUCCUGUCAUGUGAUGUCAUCCAUCCAUUGAAGCACUGCCCCCCCACCCCCCUCUCUGAGCCCUGCUCUGUCACUGCCCCCCCCC